AACGAAGUUCAUCGUAUUUUACGACUUUGAACAUCAACGAGAGCUCACAAAAGCUAUGAACUUGCUAAGCUUGUCGAAGAUAAAUGACGUAAUUUUUGUUCGAUCGGACUCACUAACAAUACACCACAAAAUGGCAUAUCAAGAGGAGGUCAACGUUCGUUACGGCGAAAUCCCUUUUGAGGAGCUAUUCGUUGAUCCUGUUAGCAAUAUGAGUGGACACAACUUCCAGGUUUCGUCAUCAUUUCCAGUACUAAAUGAGCGGGUUGGAAUCAACCAAUACUACACGGAGAUGUUCAUUGAAACGAUGCACAGACUUGGAGGGAACGUCCAUUUGAGGAGAAUUAACUGUCACGUUAGUCAAUCGUCUACUAGUUGCAGUCGUAGUAUAUUCUACUAUAACUCUACGACCCCGUAUGACUUUUGCACAGAUAUGUUAACGUUUAACUUCUUACAGAACAUUUACCACAUGCACUCUAUAAUUCCAAACGCGAUGGUCAUUGGUGCUCCAAGUGGACGACGAUUAACCGCGUACGAGGUAUUCACGAUCCCAUUCAAACCUGAUCUCUGGAUUGGACUGUUGUCCUUUUUGCUGAUUUGUACUGUCCUGAUGUUUGUUUUUCCAACUCUUUUCGCUAACAAUCUGAUCCUGCUACCCAUCUGUGGAUUUGAUCGCAAAAAGUUUCACCUCGUAUCGCCGCUGGAAAAAACUGUCCUUCUCACAUUGAUCGUGAACUUUUUCAUACUCCUUAAUGCUUAUGGAGCAAAGAUCAUUGCUUUCAUGACGGAGUUCCCAUAUGCACCAGAUCCCAGAACGCUCGAUGAUCUUCUCCGUAACGGGAUUACAAUCCGACAUUUUGCUGACGGUUGGGCCAGACAGAUGAUUGAGGAAUAUCCACGGAUGGAGCCACUCUUCUCCAAAUUACCCUUAUCAGCAGAGUGGAAUUUUCAGAAAAACGCCUACAUAAGUGACCAAUAUUUCAUGAGAUACUUCGUCAGUAGGUCCGAUAACUACGAUUCGAUCUCGGGUGGACCUCGGUACAUCAUUUUGAGAGAGUUUACUUUGGGCAAUAUGAUUCAGAGCUUUUUCACCGGCUACCGUAACCCGUUGGUUGCAAAGCUCGAGCAAUCAGAAAUGUGGCACUUAGAAGCAGGUUUGUUUGAACUAUACGUCCGAGAGUUAACCAACAAGGAAUUUAGUAUUCGCCAGUCACGCUUUUCGUUGCUAAGUGGUGUAGAUGUAGGAAUAGCUGAGCUGGAACCGGCGUGGUACAUUUUGGCUAUUGGUUGGGGAACAUCCUUAGCUGUGUUGGUAUUGGAAAUCACAUUCAAGUUUAUAUGGAAGAUGUAUGAACAGAUCAAAACCGUCAUAUCACAGGAGUCUUUUGAACCGUCCAAAAUUUUGCUAUUAAUUUUCAGUCAUACUGUUAACUUUAUCCUUAUAAUACUAUGGAUUGUAUGGAGAUUCUUUAAAAAGUCAUAUAUUGUACACUGAGUUACAUUUCCUUGUGAGCUACGUAUACAAUGAGAAAAAAAUCUGGACUUU
This is a messenger RNA of Culex pipiens pallens (northern house mosquito), 1543 nucleotides long. RefSeq lists its product as uncharacterized. Lineage: Eukaryota; Metazoa; Arthropoda; Insecta; Diptera; Culicidae. The transcript has a single exon. Bases 56 to 1492 code for a protein of 478 amino acids. The record is from RefSeq and is a predicted model, not a curated record.